Messenger RNA from Harpia harpyja (harpy eagle), 1244 nucleotides. RefSeq names its product transforming growth factor beta 1 (gene TGFB1). Gene Ontology annotation, molecular function: cytokine activity; growth factor activity; type III transforming growth factor beta receptor binding. The coding region runs from base 35 to 1186 and encodes 383 amino acids. The transcript has 7 exons. Gene Ontology annotation, cellular component: extracellular region. The record is from RefSeq and is a predicted model, not a curated record. Lineage: Eukaryota; Metazoa; Chordata; Aves; Accipitriformes; Accipitridae. Gene Ontology annotation, biological process: transforming growth factor beta receptor signaling pathway; BMP signaling pathway; SMAD protein signal transduction.
GGGUGGGGGGUGGGGGGUGGUCGCCGGUGUCGGGAUGGAGCUGGCCGUGCUGCUGGCGUUGCUGGGGGCGGCCCGGGCGCUCUCCACGUGCCGUUCGUUGGAUCUGGAGGCGGCGCGGAGGAAACGCAUCGAAGCGGUUCGGGGUCAAAUUUUGAGUAAACUCCGGUUACCGACACCUCCCGCCGAAUCCCCUCCCUGGCCGUUACCGGAGGAGGUGCGGGCCCUUUACAACAGCACCCGGGAGCUGCUGCAGCAAAGGGCGAAGUUGCGCCUGCCCGACGACCCCGAUGAAUAUUAUGCCAAGGAAUUGCAUCGUUUUCCCAUGGAACCGCCCGGAGAAGGCCUGCUGGAGCACUGGCGCCCAACGAGCCACAGCACCUUCUUCAUCUUCAACACGUCACGGGUACGGGCCGAGAUCAAGCACGAGGCACUGCUGCACCGGGCCGAGCUGCGGAUGCUGCGGCAGGGGUCGGGCGCCGAGAACCAGGGGGCCGAGCAGCGCCUCGAGCUCUACCAGGGCUACGGCAACGCCUCGUGGCGGUACCUGCACGGGCGCUCGGUGCAGGUGACAAAGGAGGAGGAGUGGCUCUGGUUCGAUGUCACCGACGUUGUCAAACAGUGGCUCAGCAGCAGCGAGCCCCUGGGCAUGUUCAAGCUGAGCGUCCACUGUCCCUGUGAGCAGGGUCCCGGUGCCACCAACAACAUGCGCAUCACUGUUGAAGGCUUCGAGCAGCAGCGAGGGGACAUGCAGGGCAUCGCCAAGAAGCGCCGGCGGGUGCCCUACGUCCUGGCCAUGUCGCUGCCCCCCGAUCGCGCCAAUGACCUCCACAGCUCCCGCCGCCGCCGCGCCCUUGAUGCUGAAUACUGCUUCGGGACGGAGGAGAAGAACUGCUGCGUGCGGCCGCUGUACAUCGAUUUCCGUAAGGAUCUGCAGUGGAAGUGGAUCCAUGAGCCCAAGGGCUACAUGGCCAACUUCUGCAUGGGGCCCUGUCCCUACAUCUGGAGCGCUGACACCCAGUACACCAAGGUGCUGGCGCUGUACAACCAGCACAACCCAGGGGCUUCGGCGGCGCCGUGCUGCGUCCCCCAGACCCUCGACCCCCUCCCCAUCGUCUACUAUGUGGGGCGCAAGGCCCGGGUGGAACAGCUCUCCAACAUGGUGGUCCGCGCUUGCAAAUGCAGCUGACCCCCCCACAAAAACGCCCCCACCCCAACCCUGGUGCCAUCCUGACACCCCCCCCCCC